Molecule: messenger RNA, 1895 nt
Organism: Nezara viridula (southern green stink bug)
Lineage: Eukaryota; Metazoa; Arthropoda; Insecta; Hemiptera; Pentatomidae
Source: the annotation of a GenBank genome assembly
AUUCCAAUUUCUAUUAAAACUCGAAUAAAAAAUAAAAAGAUAAUAGAUUACUUCAAAUUAUUUAUUAUUUAAAUGAUAAAAACAUCUUUAAUACACAGUUAUAAAAGAUACAAUUUGUUAAUAAAUUGUUAGUAAGGAAGUUCCAUGAAGGAAAUACUUUUUUUUUUUUUUUCUCAAAAAUGCAUGAAAAAGGAUUGUGUGAUGGGGCAAUAGCUGACGUCAUAAAAGAAGACAACAUUCGGCUGUUUUUGGGAUUCCAUGAACAAGUGUGAUCGAAGUGAAUGUGAACUAGUACCCAUUUAACUGUGUUAUGACCCGUCAUGUAUUAUAAUUAGAAUGCAUGGCUAGUUUACCUUAAAGGUGCUCAACCAUAGCUUUUGAUACUAUGUGGGCAAAUCCAUUAAAAUAAUCAUGUAUUAUCAUCGAAAGCAAGGACAUCUUUUGCAUUGACAUAAAUUUGUCAUUCCAUGUGAAACUUAGAAUGUCCGGUGUUCUUGAUGACCCAUACGAAUACAAGAAAAAUCCUUUGUAUAGUAAGAGAGAAUACGGAGAUUUCACUCCUUUUUAUGUAACUAUUACAGUUUGUACUAUACUUGGUUUUGCUUUAAUUCUUCUCAACGUUUUUUUUUGUUGGUGUUCAAAGCACAAAUAUUAUUGGCAAGACAGUAAUACAGGCAAUAGGUGGAUUUCACCUGUCUGGACAAGAACUCCAUACAAACAGCCACCGUUAGAUUUAAGUGAAUUUGAAUUACAAGGGAUUGAAGUACAUGAAGUAUUCGAGGCGAGGGUAGGACAGCAACAAAACGAAGAAUAUUUAGAGCUUCAUAAAAGAGAGAGUGAUCUAUAAUGGGGAUUCAAAUAUUUUGGCCUCCGUUAGCCAUAUUGGUCCUUUUUGUUGGUGUUGUUAUUAUGCUUAUUCUUCGCUAUGGCGGUAGAUUUCUUCAUUUAAGACAUGGUCCUAGACCAGAACGCAGUGACUGGUCUGAUGCUGCCUAUGAGCAAAGGGUUUCUUAUGCUUGAAGAUUAAUCUUCAAACUGAUGUAACUAACUAAUCUAAAACUAUAUUUAAAUGGAUAAAAUUUAUUAGUAGUCUAUUAAUAUAUAGGGAAGAAUUAUUGUUUAUUAUUUUCACUUAGUAAAUUUAUAGGUUCUUUUUUAUUUUGCAAUUUAAUUGCACUUUUUUUCUCAUUACUUUGAUAGUUUUUGUAUGCACAGUUUAAGAGAUCCUUAUAUUUUAUACAAAUGCAUCAGGGAAUAGAAUUGAUCAGGCAAUCAUGGGAAACAACUGAACUUUUAUGAGUAAUACAUAGUUAUAAAAAAAUAAAUUAUUUUAUAAAGGUUAUAAUAAUUUUAAUUGAUCAUUUUGUCUUAUUUGUGCUGAUUGAGAAUCUCAUAUAUUUAUCUUAAUGUAUUGAAUUUAUUUAUAUAUUUAGUGUUUUAUUAACAUUUGUCUGUUGUAUUCUUUAAAAACUAAAUUAUGUUUUAUAUCUAUGCCUCUUGUCUUCUUUAAGAAAAUGUCACACUGCAAGAUAUUAUUGGCACAACUCUUAAAAAUAUGUUUUUGUGAGAAUGAACAUCAGGCACAGUUUAUGUUUCACAUGGAAUUGUUCGGCCAUACCUCCUUGGUAUCUUUCUUUUUCAGGUUCUCCUAUUAUGUCUAGUAGUUUUGGCUGAUUUUUUGAGGUUUGACCAAUCUUAAGAAUGUUAUUUAAAUAAUUCUUAAUAUCUAACCAAUAAAAUUUAUGUUAUUCCUUUUAUUCUCGCUGUGUGAUAUGUAUUACAUUAAUGUGUAUUUGAAUAGUAAUGCAUAAAAAAGUAAUAGAUUUAUGGGAAAGACUGUAAUGUAUAACUAAUCCGUCCAUGCACUAUGUUGUAUAUUUAGUUUAAUUUUGAAG